Molecule: messenger RNA, 1998 nt
Organism: Neltuma alba
Lineage: Eukaryota; Viridiplantae; Streptophyta; Magnoliopsida; Fabales; Fabaceae
Product: nitrate regulatory gene2 protein-like
Exons: 4
Coding region: 1-1998 (665 amino acids)
Source: RefSeq, a predicted model, not a curated record
AUGGGUUGUGCGACCUCAAAGAAGCUGAGCGAAGAAGACGACGUUGUGUCCUUCUGCAGAGAAAGGAAAUGCCUCAUCAAGUUGGCCCUAGAGCGUAGGUUUGCAUUCGCAGAGGCAUACUCGAAGUAUAAUCAAUCUCUCUAUUCCGUCGCAUUGGCCUUAAGGUUGUUUGUAGCUAGACAUUCAUCGCCGCCUUCUCCAUUUCUCAUCACCUAUCCUUCCACUUUCACCUCUGAAACUGCAGCUCUCAUUGACAACCCCGUUUUUCUUCAGCAUAAACCAUCUGAACCCCACCAAGGAGGAACUCCAGAAGGCAAAGAAUCUAAAGACCCAAAAAAUUUCGAGGAAGAAGAUGAAGAGUUCAGUGACGAAGAGGAACCCUUGUGUGAGCAUUUUUAUGGUGAUGUGAGUGCACCCUUGCCAUCCGCAAGGAGAAGUUAUCAGUGGGAUUUUUUCAAUCUGUUUGAUGUGGGAGGGUUAACUCAGAACACAUAUGAAGAUAGUGUAAGAGUGGGAUGUGGAACAAGAGUCGUGGAUGAGAUUAAGGCGCCUAGAAGCAGGGAUGAUUCCAAAUUGGAAGCAUGUGGGAGCGAAGAUUUGAGGCAGAUUAAUGGAGAAAAAGACGGGAGGCAACUGUUGGAAGCAUUGAAGGAUGUAGAGGACCAUUUUAUCAAGGCUUACAACUCCGGUAAGACUGUCUCAAGGAUGCUUGAGGCUAAUAGAGUCCCUUUGCUAUCUGGCCUGGACGAUAUCAAAGAGAGCUCGAAGAAACUGAUUCGGUCAAUAACAUGGAACCGAUCCAAUUCAUUGCAUUCUUCCUCCAGUAAGAGUCUGCUGAUUUCAGGUUCGCAAGGUUCUUCCUCAUGGACGGAACUUAGUAUUGAUUCGUAUGAUGAAUGUGGAGGGAUGGGGUCAGGUAGCCACUCAUCCACGAUAGAAAGGUUAUAUGCUUGGGAGAAGAAACUCUAUGAGGAGGUUAAGGCUGGAAAGGAAAUCCGAGAAAUAUUUGAGAGGAAAUGCUCUCGAUUUAGAAAUAAAAAAACUCGAAAAGGUAGCCUCAAUCAUGAGGAUAAAGCUACUGCUGAAGUAUUAGAAUUACAUGCCAGGCUACUGGUUUCAGUUCAAACUGCUGAAUCGAUUUCAAGGAGAAUCCUAAAACUGAAAAAUGAAGAAUUGUUGCCACAACUUGUCGAGCUGUUAAAUGGCCUUAUGAGACACUGGAAGAUGAUGUUGGAAUCACAUGAAACCCAAUACCAAAUAUUGAAUCAAGUGAGGUUAUUUAACUGUCCUGCUUAUGGAAAAUUUUGCAAUGGCUCACAUCGCUUAGCCACAAUUGAGCUCGAGGCAGAACUGCAAACCUGGCGUACUUGCUUUGCCGCCAUUGUUUCUGCAGAGAAGGCAUAUAUUGAGGCUCUUCAUGGAUGGCUAUCUAAGUUCACAAUCAGUGAAGUUGAUGAAAUCUACUCUUGGGGAAUAUACUCAACUCCGCCAUAUAAGAUAAAUAGGCUACCAAUACUUGUAAUCCUUCAUGACUGGUUGGCUUGGCUGGAGAAAACGCCUGAAAAGAAAGUUACCUAUGCAAUCAAAAGCUUUGGCAAAGAGGUGCAGUCUCUCUGGGUUCAACAAGGGAAGGAGCUGAGACAGAAGAGGAGAGUUGAUGAACUUGCCAAGGAAGUUGAUAGAAGGGGCAUUGCUCUUCAGAGGGAGGAAUGCAAAAUUCUUGGACCAGAGCAAUCUGUGCAGGGUUCAGAGGUAAAUAUGCGUACUCCGGUUCAAUAUUUGUUAAAACAGAGAGAGCUUUUGGAGAUACAUAGGAAGAAGCUAGAUGCCGGGAAGGCAAAGCACCGAGCUAGUAUGCUAGAGACACAGCAUAUUACUUUAAAGGCUUUUCAGAGCGAGUUCUGUAGUGUUUUAUCGUCAUUAGCUGAGUUUUCAAAGGCUUCUAUUAAAGUGUAUGCAAGCCUUGUGACUUACAGCGGAAAUGCGAAGACGCUUUAA